Chanos chanos (milkfish) is the source of this 2130-nucleotide messenger RNA. It is a transcript of the gene dok7b, whose product is annotated as docking protein 7b. Gene Ontology annotation, biological process: neuromuscular junction development; positive regulation of protein tyrosine kinase activity. The transcript is spliced from 12 exons. Bases 1 to 2130 code for a protein of 709 amino acids. NCBI's taxonomy places the organism in Eukaryota, Metazoa, Chordata, Actinopteri, Gonorynchiformes, Chanidae. The record is from RefSeq and is a predicted model, not a curated record. Gene Ontology annotation, molecular function: protein kinase binding.
AUGACGGAUACGGUUGUCGCGGAGGGACAAGUGAGGCUCCGAGAUGGGAAAAAGUGGAAGAACAGAUGGGUGGUUCUACGGAAACCGUCCCCCGUGGCAGACUGCCUGUCUCUGUUGGUGUAUAAAGACAAGUCGGAGAAGGUGAAGACGCAGAGGGAGAGGAGUCACGUGACGCUGGGCGAUAUCUGUGGAUUGGAGGCGUGGCUAGGGUACGAGGGAGUCAGCUAUGCCCUGGCCAUCCUGUGCAUCACUCAGACCGUGGUGAUGGGCUUUGACAGUAAAGACAGCCUCUUGGCCUGGGACACGAGAAUCAGAUACAGCCUGGGAGAGGUCCAUAGGUUCAGUGUGAACGUUCAACCAGGUACAAAACUGGAGUGCGGCCCUGCUACUCUCCAUCUGUGCAAUAACCUGCUCGUCAUCGCCAAGGACCUCCCCCCGGUCAUCAUCGGCCAAUGGAAACUCUCCGAUUUGAGGCGGUACGGGGCGGUGCCCAACGGAUUUGUGUUUGAAGGCGGGACACGCUGCGGCUAUUGGGCUGGGGUGUUUUUCGUUGCCUGUGCAGAUGGAGAACAGAUCAGUUUUCUGUUUGACUGCAUCGUCAGAGGUAUCUCUCCGACCAGAGGGCCUUUUGGACUGCGCCCUCCUCUACCAGAUCCCGGCCAAAGCCCAUCCUCUGCAGAGGAGAGAAUAAACCAAGAGGCCAGCGCUCUGGAGAAACGUCUCAGCAUGCUGUCUACAUGCAGUCGCCAAAGCAGCACCGCUUCCACGUCCAGCUACAGCACCUCCCUGGCAGGAGAUGACAGGAGCAUCUCCAGCUCCUCCUCCGAGACCAGCCAGUCUGACAGCAGCCUAAGCAGCCGUUUGGCCCUGUGGCCGGAGCCCGCCCGACAGUCCGCCCCCGCAGAACCCUCUUCCUCCUCCUCCUCCUCAUCGUCAGGGGCGACGGCAACCAAGGGAGCGUCGGCAAGCGCGGAGGAGCGCCUUUACGCGGCGGUGAUGGGAGGCGUCCGUCCGACGAGCAAACCCCCGCGCCCCAGGGGCCUCCAGGAGACGGGUCGACAGGGGUCAGCCGACAGCGGCAUCGCCACGGGAAGCCAUUCCUCUUAUUCCGGAAGCUUUUCCUCGUACACGGGAAGCCUGGACAUCGGACAGACGGAGACGGAGGAGUUCGGUUCCUUGGUCAGUUUGCCCUUUAGCCCUGGCACGAACCCCAGCCUUGGUACAAACUCUAGUCUCAGUACAAGCGUCAGCUCUAGCACUAGCGCAAACCCCAACCUCAGCCCGUACAACCCGAACUUAGCACCGUGGACAGGUGGCCCAACCCGUGAGCAGGCGCAGUGCACGUGCCCGCCGCGGGCGCCAGGGUCGGAGUACCAGACGCCCGGCUUUGCCUGGCAACACUAUGACACUCCUCGUAGCCUCCUCUCGCCAACAUCUACCCUGAAGGAGGUUGCGGGAUCCUCCCCGAGCGCUCCCCAAGACACGGGAGCCGUCGGCUGGGGGGCUCAGGGAUCAGACGAACCCCCGGCAGACACCGCUGUUACGCCCAAACGGACUCUCCCGCCGAGGUUGGACUUAAGCGACGUCGAAGGAAUGGCGCCACCCGGUGGCCUGGGGGCUGAAGGCGGCAGCUCCACCCAGCAAGCGGCGCGGGCUCCGCCUCCCGUAUGCGCCGUGUGCGGAGGAGUUCAGGCCACGCCCUUUUCCACCGCUGGGGUCUUCCACAUGCCUGCUUUACCAGGUAUGCAGAAGACAGAGGCAGAUCCUAAAGGCGGUUACGAGCGAAUGGCAUUUAGCAGUGACGCAUCUAGACGGAGUGACUUCGUUCCUGGAGAACACGGAGACUCAGUGUCCAUGGCGAUGGAGAGGUCUGGUGAAAGCGCUAAUUAUGUGAAUAUCCCAGUCAGUCCUACAUCCAAACGUCAGUUACACUAUAUGGAACUGGACCUGCAGGAAAUAGGAGGACAGGAACUUAGCCAUUCUGUCAGAGGAGGAGAUUCCAGUACCAAAUACGCCCAUAUAGACAUCACAGCGACAGAGACAGCCCAGAGGGUGGGGGCUCAGCACGCCCAAGGCAGAGAGGAGAGACUGCAGGAGCUAGAACAGAGGAGGAAAGGAGCGUUCAGCUAA